Messenger RNA from Colletotrichum abscissum, 1311 nucleotides. Its product is annotated as oxidoreductase. The record is from RefSeq and is a predicted model, not a curated record. The coding region runs from base 1 to 1311 and encodes 436 amino acids. Lineage: Eukaryota; Fungi; Ascomycota; Sordariomycetes; Glomerellales; Glomerellaceae. The transcript has a single exon. Gene Ontology annotation, molecular function: FAD binding.
AUGGCACCUAUAAACAUCUUGAUCGUAGGCUGCAGUAUUGCCGGGCCAACACUAGCCACAUUCUUGCUGAUGUCGCCGGCGCCUGCGUCUGAGAAGCCGCGCAUCACCAUCUUGGAGAGAGCGCCUGUCUUUCGCCCUCAAGGCCAGAACAUCGACGUUCGAGGCGCUGGGGUGACCAUCAUCCGCAAGCUUGGACUCGAACCAGCUAUCCGGGCAGCUACCACUGGCGAAGAAGGAGUGCAGUUGGUCGACAAGGAGAAUCGAGUAUGGGCAGCUUUUGGAGCGGAUAAGAGCGGAAAGACGCAAACACCAACAAGUGAUAUCGAGAUCUUGAGAGGACGGUUGGCACAGUUGCUACUCGAACAGAGCCGGAAAGUCAAUGACGAAAUUCAGGCUGAUGGCGGCGCCGGGAUCGAGUACAUCUUUGGCGAUUCUCUUGAUGACCUAGAGCAGGAUGGAGACAAGGUACACGUCCACUUUGCCAAGAGCGGCGAAAGACGGACCUUUGACCUGGUAGUUGGAGCAGAUGGUGUGCAAAGUCGAACACGCAUUCUGACUUGGGGUGAGGCUGGCGAGGAAGACAGAAGAAGAAGGCUCGAGAUGUAUGGGGGCUUCUUCAGUAUGCCUCGUGGUCCGACUGACUCGGCAUGGCGUCGCUGGUUUCAUGCUCCUGGUCGACGUGGCAUCAUGAUCCGUCCAUCUGGUGUGGAAGAUAGAACAACGGUCUUCAUGGCCGUUGUGAAUGAGAAAGAUGAACGGCUACGGGCUGUUGCUGAGCGAAAAGGCGGAAGUACGGAUGCUCAAAAAGCCAUCCUUCGAGAGUACUUUGAGGGACUUGGCUGGGAAACUGAUCGCGUCAUCAAGGAGAUGAUCGCCACGGAUGACUUCUAUUACGAUACUGUUUGUCAGAUCAAGAUGGACAAAUGGAGCAAAGGAAGGGUUGUUCUCCUGGGUGAUGCUGGGUAUUGCGCUUCUCCUCUAUCUGGUAUGGGAACAACUUUGGCAAUGAGCGGCGCGUACAAUCUGGCGGGCGCGAUUCUACAACAUCCGAAUAAUCUCGAGACUGCCUUUGGCGACUAUGAAGAGAAAAUGCGUCCUACUGUUGCUCGCGCGCAAAAGCUGGCACCCGGCAUGCCUCACUCGCUCCAUCCCGAGACGGUCUGGGGAGUUUGGCUGUUGAACACGAUCAUGUUUGUUCUCUACUGGUCAGGGCUGUUUUCCUUCGUCGCGAGAUUCGCUGGACCACCGGCGAACAAUGUCCCGGUCGAAGAAUACGGGUUCAAGUCGCUGCCGACUUAUAAAGACUACUAG